AUGGCCGCAGUAAUCUACAGUUUGGCCUUGGUCGUCCUUCUGGCUGUCCAUUUGAGCUACUUUGGAAAGGUAGCUUGUGAUGAUUCUGCUUUGGGAGGUUCUUUUAUAUUUGGUGAUUCUCUAGUUGAUGCUGGAAACAAUAACUAUCUACCAACUUUGUCCAAGGCCAAUAUCAAACCUAAUGGAAUUGAUUUCAAAGCAUCCGGCGGAAACCCCACCGGCCGGUACACCAAUGGGAGAACCAUCGGUGACAUUGUAGGGGAAGAACUAGGACAGCCAAACUAUGCUCAACCUUUUUUGUCUCCAAACACCACCGGAAAAGCUCUAUUAUAUGGUGUGAAUUAUGCAUCAGGAGGAGGAGGGGUUAUGAACGCAACUGGAAGGAUAUUUGUUAAUAGGCUGGGAAUGGAUGUACAGAUUGACUACUUCAACAUUACUAGAAAACAGAUAGAUAAAUUGUUGGGUGCAUCCCAGGCUAGAGAUUAUAUCAUGAAGAAAUCCAUCUUCUCUGUUACUGUUGGAGCAAAUGAUUUCCUGAACAAUUAUCUACUUCCAGUUCUCUCUAUAGGAGCAAGAAUUUCUGAAACUCCUGAUGCAUUCAUUGAUGACAUGCUCGGUCACUUCAGAGACCAACUUACGAGACUAUACAAAUUGGAUGCUCGAAAAUUUGUAAUCGGGAACGUUGGACCGAUAGGCUGUAUUCCCUACCAGAAGACGAUAAAUCAAUUAAACGAAAAUGAAUGUGUGGAACUGGCAAAUAAGCUAGCAAUUCAGUAUAAUGGGCGAUUGAAAGAUUUAGUAGCUCAACUGAAUGAAAACCUUCCAGGAGCUACAUUUGUUGUUGCUAAUGUGUAUGAUAUGGUGUUGGAACUCAUCACAAAUUAUGACAAAUACGGAUUUACAACAGCGACUAGAGCUUGUUGUGGAAAUGGAGGGCAGUUUGCAGGGAUAAUUCCAUGUGGGCCAACUUCUAGCUUGUGCAAAGAUCGGUCCAAGCAUGUGUUCUGGGAUCCUUAUCAUCCAAGUGAGGCUGCCAACCUUAUACUUGCCAAGAAACUGUUGGAUGGAGACAAAAAAUACAUUUCUCCCAUGAAUCUCAGGCAACUUCGAGAUCUUUGA
Messenger RNA from Dovyalis caffra, 1119 nucleotides. Lineage: Eukaryota; Viridiplantae; Streptophyta; Magnoliopsida; Malpighiales; Salicaceae. The record is from the annotation of a GenBank genome assembly.